AUGGAGGAGAAUGGGGACACUUCCUUGCUAGAAGCAUUAUACCGCGCUCUAAAUGAGGUUGUAAAUCUAUCUGAGGGUGAAAUCUACAGUUAUGACUCAGACUCUGAUGUAGACCCGUUUAUGGAAAAGGGUGCAAUCUGGUCUUUCAGCUUCUUCUUCUACAACAGGAAGCUAAAGCGGGUUAUGAGCUUCUGUUUCUGCUGUGUAAGGUAA
Linum tenue is the source of this 213-nucleotide messenger RNA. The record is from the annotation of a GenBank genome assembly. Lineage: Eukaryota; Viridiplantae; Streptophyta; Magnoliopsida; Malpighiales; Linaceae.